Molecule: messenger RNA, 8103 nt
Organism: Acanthochromis polyacanthus (spiny chromis)
Lineage: Eukaryota; Metazoa; Chordata; Actinopteri; Pomacentridae
Gene: tbkbp1
Product: TBK1 binding protein 1
Exons: 10
Coding region: 488-2410 (640 amino acids)
Biological process (GO): canonical NF-kappaB signal transduction
Cellular component (GO): cytoplasm
Source: RefSeq, a predicted model, not a curated record
GUUCACAGAGGAUGGAAGCAUCAGAGCAGCCAUGUGGCUUUAAACGAAGCUGCUCCACUAGAAAUACUCCUCAGCUUUUAGGACAUCACAUUCCUCAGGAUUCUUCUCUCUGCUCGCUGUUCGGAGGUGUUCUGAGUCUUGGCUCCUCGUCAGGGUGACUCAGGCAGCAGACAGAGAUGUUCUCGUUAAAAGGAGACUAUCGCUCCUAUUCCCGCGACAUCAUCAUCCCACACGAGUGGAGCUCCACGGUGUGCGCUCUGAUGCUCAGUCCCGCACAGUAGCGGCUGCAGGAGGCUACCGGAGCACCGGAGACAAGCAGGAGGAGGAGGUUACCGGAGGGAGCACCGGGAGGCGGCAGAGCUGAGCGGCUCCUUCCACCGGGUCUGGACGCACCGUUUUUCGGGGCUGCUGCGCCCCCUCUCCUCCCUCCCUCCCUAGCCAUGGCAUCCACGGAUCGAUCCACGGGAGCGCGUUGAGGCUCGAAGCGAUGCAGUCUCUGUUCGGCGGAGGCGAGCUGGGGCUGCUGGGAGGAGGCGGCGGCGACGGCAGCGGCCUGAAGGAGGAUGGCUGCGGCAGCGUGGUGUGGCGGUCCUCGCCGCUGCCCCCCGACGACGUCUACUCGGCCUCCCACUUUGCCCUCAUCACCGCCUAUCAGGACAUCAAGACGAGGCUGGCCUGCCUGGAGCGCGAGAACACCAGCAUCAAGAGGAAACUCAAGAUCUAUGAGAUCAAGUUUCCGAUGAUCAGCGAGUUUGGGGAGGACACCAACUCCUACUGCUCCUUCGAGAGCAAGGAGACGGCGCUGCUGCACUCAGAAAAUGGAAAUCUGCAGCAGAGAGUCAACGUCCUGACCCACGAGCUCCAGAAGAGGAAGGAGAGAGAGGAGCAGCUGGAGGACGUGAUCCAGGCCUACGAGAAGAUCCACAUGGAGAAGAGCAACCUCCAGAGAGACCUCGACAAGAUGACCAGCCUGGUGGAAAAACACGUGGAGCGCAUCCUGAGCCUGGAGUCGGCUCUGAGGCAGAGAGACAACUCCCUGCAGAAACUCAACAUGCAGCUGCACAGCAAAGACAUGCAGUAUCUGCAGCUGCACGCCGGCCCAGACACACACAUGCUGGACUGUCCGGCCCUGACCCUCCAGAGCUCCCGCAGCCUGGACGCCCUCUCCGACCUGAAGCUGCAGCGGCUGGAGGCGGAGCUUGAGGGGGCGCGGCACGAAGCCCAGGGGGCGUGUCAGCGCGAGGAGGAGCUGAAGGCGGAGUGUGAGAGGCUGAAGGACGAGAUGAGACAGCUGCAGAACAGCCAGAGGGAGAGGGAAAUGACUUCUCCGUGCAAGCAGUGCGAUGUGGAGUGGAUAAAGAAGGUGGGAGACGAGCAGGUGAAUCUGGCUCUGGCCUACACCGAGUUAACGGAGGAGCUGGGACGCCUCCAAGCGCUGAGCUCCAAGCAGACGGAGAUCCUGAGGAAAGCCACGCAGGAGCAGGCCAGUCCAGUCCAGCGUCACUCUCCCAUCCACCACCAGCGUCACUCUCCGGUAUCUCAGCGCCACUCGCCCAUCUCCCAGCGCCACUCUCCGGUCCCUCCACCUCCACACCACUCCCCGAUCCCACAGCGACGCUCCCCGGUGCUGCAGCGCCUCUCCCCAGACAUGCACCGCCGCUCGCCCCUGCUGGAUGUCAACGACGGACCGGCCUCCUACUCCUGCCGGCCGCCCACCCAGCACCUGAGGGCCAGCUUCCAGGGCCGGCGCAGCUACUCCGAGGUCGCCGACCCCUCGGCCUACCAGUGUCCGCCUCGCUUCUCCCUGGAUCCCGUCUCCACCCUGCCCAAGCCUCGGCCCUACGUAGAUGGCUAUUCAAAGCAACAGCCCCAGCUGGUGGGCCCUCCUCACUGUGGACUGCAGCACAGAGCGUCCCCGUCUCCACAUCAAGGCGGUGCAGGAAGCGACGGGGGCCUCGGGGACAGCUCCAUGCGCCACUCCAGGGAGAUGCCGUUUCCUCUGUCGGAGGUGGCACACCUUCAUUUCGAGCCGCCUCCUCCUUCCACGCCGGCCCCCCAGCCCCCGCAGUCCUCCGAGGAUGAGGAGGAGUGGGCGUGUCCUCAUCCCAUCAGCCCUCCCAGAACGCUGGGAGUGCUCUCUGCAGCGGUGCCCAGCAACAUCAUGAGGGGUCCAGCGUCCUGCUCAGCCUUUCCCAUCCCUCAGAGGCCGAAUACUCUCAGCUGCCACCCACAGCCGGGGUACAUGUCAGCGGAGCACGCUCAGUCCUGGCCUUCCAUCAACCUCUGGAUGGAGACCGAGGAGAGCGACAUGAGGAGCUGCCCUCUCUGCCAGCUGAUAUUCCCCGUCGGUUACCCUGACGAUGCCCUCAUCAAGCACAUCGACUCCCACCUGGAGAACAGCAAGAUAUGAUCGCCAUGGCAACCGGCCCGCACACAUCUCUCCUCGUAUAGAUUAUGUAAGAGAUCCGACCCAACAACAACAACAACAAAAGUAAAACGCGGGUGGUAAUCUAUAGGCAGGGAUGCAACAGCGGCGGCGUUUUUCCUCCAACACGGGUCCGUCUUGGAUUUGUGAGUCCACAUCAUGCAGACUGAAAGCCCCCCCCCCCCCCCCCCGCCCCAACACAGACCCUGCCUGUAUAAUCAUUGGCUCUGCUGCUGUUUUGUUAUGAGUCUUGUUGUGUGGUUUCAGACAGUUUCAGGUAUCGUAUUUUCUUUUUUUCCCCUUCUUCUCGCUUCACAGUGCAGUACACUUUGAUUUAGCAAAGUAAGAUGAGUUAUGAGAGGCGCGCUGGACGGCAGGUUCGAGGGGUCGAGGGGCGGCGGGGCUCUGCAUGCCAGGAAGUUAAACGAUCAGGAAAGGCGACUACUUUUCACCACUUAGCUUUAAGUACUCCUGCUUGGAUAUUUUUCUAUCUUUCUCACACACACACAAACACACUCGCAGUAUAUUCUAGCAGAGGACUCUGUGCAGUAAGCGCCAAGGACAGAAGCCGGUUUUUAUUGAAAUGAUCUGACAGUCACAUAAAAGCACGUGGGAAGACGACUAGUCAUAAGCGGACACUUUAUUCAGUUUUUUUUUCGUUGUUUGUGCUGAAGGAAGGAGAGAAUGACACGCUGAAGGAAUUCUGCGUGAUUGUCGAUCAGGGUUUUUUUUUUGAUGCCGGUUUACUUUCACUUCUCUAAAAUGAGGAAGUACGUCUCCGCGGCGGUUCGAGAGAACAACACAUUCCAGUCUCACAUUUUCACCUGCUGACAAAUAAACUGAAAUCUGAAAGUAUGCUUGGAUCGGUUUUGAUGAUGAUGAUGAUGCCCUGCAGGGCGGGGCAGCGGUGAUGAUUCUCUUCCAACGGAGGGGAAAUUUUAGUCAGAAUAUACCUUUAUGCUUGCGGCCUGUUCAAAAUUUAAAAAGAAAAAACUGUAUCUUAGCACUUUAAGUUAGCAUAGCCUAGAAAAUGUAUCCGUUUUCAGUCCCCAUAUAUAUUUUCCAUGUGUAAUUUUAGUAUUUAUAUUGUCUAUCUGUAAGGCAAACAAAAAAAUACAUGAAGAUAUAUUUUUGCAGAUGUUAAAGCACCACAUGCUGGUGUCCUUUCAACCAUGUGCUCACACACCGCUACAUGUAGAGGAGACCAGGCUCAAAAAUCCCAACCAAUGGUCUGUUUUUCUGUGCAGAGACUUUUCAAAUUAUCACCUGGGAUCCUCCUCGGUCUUCCUUAAAGAUCUGACCUUCAUCACAGUUUGAUGUCACGACUGCCCAGACCGCCCAACAAAAGGAAAAAAAUUUAAAAAACGAGACAACACCAACAGCUGGCUGCAUGAGAUCAAGACCCGGCAGGCUGCUUCUUUUUUGUUUGUUUUUUUGGUGUACUGUACUUUCUAUCUCGGAGAUCUGAUAACUCCAGUCAGCAAACGUUAUCUCUGCAGGGUUCAAGCAAAGACGAUACUGUUCUUUUUUUGAUACAUGGGUUUUAAUUUUUAGCGCAAGCCGAUCUUAACUCGGAGAUCUGCUUGCGGGAAUUUUUUGGAGUAAAUAAAAGAAAAAAACCAGGAAAAAGAAACUAAUGUUACACUGAUGUCAGCUAAUCUGAGGCGUUCAGUUACAUGUGCAGUUUCUAGUGUUGGGGACGUCCCUGCACAGCCAGCCAUGCAUUCAAAGUGGUUCCUGAAGAGACGAAAUGCAGCAGAUUGGAGCUCACGGUGGGCAGCGGUUCAUGGCAGCAUGAUGAUGAAGGACUCUGAUUGCAGCAGCGUUUUAGGUGAAGCUCUCUAGAGCGACUCGCCGAAUCACUACAAGCUCUGGAGGCUUUGACUUUUGUACGAAGGUGUAGAGAAAAGAUUAUUUUCCAAUGGUGGUCAAGGAAUGUCAGAUUAAAGGAUGAUUCUGGUUUGUUGCCACUUGGACCUUAUUUUAGGAGGUCUGCACACUAGUUUUAUUGGUUCUGAUAUCACUUUAGUCACCGAGUUAGAUGAAGAAAUCUGAGAAAACAGCAGCACCACCAGAAACUGUUAACAAGACAGACAGUAAAGCUGCUUCUAGAUGCUCUACUUUGCUGCUCUGGCAUUGUUUUCACCAAUUUACGCAAAUAAAUUCAACUUAAAAAGCAAUGAUGAGGCAAAAUAAAGCUCUCCGGUUUAAUAGCAAGCAUGUUAGCUCAUUAGCUUAGCUCGUUGCUAAUGGAAUAGUAGGUUGAAGUAUUAUAGAAGGUGUUUUUGCUCCAUCAAUGAGCCACUGAUCUGUUGUGGAGCAGUUUAUAUUGUGGCAGUUAUUUCAGAGUUGUUUUAUUGCCAUUUUCCUGUGCACUUUGGCACAUGGAAGGGCUGGGAAUCGAACCGCCGACCUCGCAAUUGGUUGACAACUGAAAAGUCAAGUUUUUUUUUCUGAAAGCUCAACUGUUGGUGUAGGUACCAGAUAUGGACGCCAUGUGUUUGUGACCCAGACUACCAUGUAAAUAAGCACAUUUCACAGUUGUGCCAAGAAAGAGAGCUAAAUGUGUACGGACACGUAAUGAAAAUGUUUUUGUUUUUUAAAGUAGAUGAUUGAUGCUUUUAAUAUGAACAGAUUCUUUUGUGAUUAGGGGUCAUUCCACCUCGUAUCAUGAGCUUUACUUGACUAUUUCUGAGUUGUCUUAAAUUUUUAUAUCAUCAGUAUGUUGAUUUGUGAAAUUUUAGCUUACGAUGUCAAACUUUUUCUUCCAAAAACCCUCCUGAGACCAUUGAGAGUGUUUGUUCUACUAAUCUUGCAGAGUCUGACUCAAUGACAUGAUGAGAAAUAACAGUGAACAAUUCAAAAUUAAAAAGAAAAAUGUUCUGAAAGUGAGCCCACAGGCAAUUGGUAGGUAUAUGAUAUAUCAAUCUACAAUUUCAAAAUGUUUAAAUAAAGUUUAUGAUUUAAUAAUUCAAUCAAAUCAGAGACGAGUCAAACAGGAUGUCCCUGAUGACCUGAGACGGAGUAAACCGGAUGCAUUUCAUCCUUGCACAUUACAUUUCCUGCUCUGUUAUUUAUUCCUAGAAGUUCUGGAACACUUUCCCUCACACAAACCAGACGAAGGAAUUCAGUGAGGCCAAAAUGCAGCAAACAAAUCAGUACUUUUUCCAGACUAGACUGAAGAAACCUCAGCUGUGUCUCCGAUAAUUCUUACAAUAUGCUAAUGUUGCUUAGCUACCAGGGCACAGAUAAUAUGACUGCCGGCGGGUUAGCUUUGCUGGACGAAGUAAUAAUACUAAUAGUAAUUCAUGUGCACAUGCAGAUGUGGCAGGAUGAACCCAAGUGGUGUCUAUAGCUGCAAAAGCAAGCAAAUAUGGCAUCCAAAGCACAUUAUUAUGGACAGUGCACUCAAAUGUCAUAAAUGCAGUUCUCUAUUAAACAUGCAUGAGAUGUUUUAAAUGUAUAUUUUGGGGGCUUUUUUUUGUAAUUUGAGCAUUAGGAGACAUUUCAGUGAUUUGUUUACCAGAUAGUAUGACGUUAUCAAGCUAAUAUUUGAGCCUUAUUUUGGUUUCAUUGAUUAAUUACACAGAGCUGCUUCAUAAAAUACAAUAAUAUCUUCCAUUUUGCAUUUUUGGGGGCUUUAUCCCCCUAAACCUAAACGACAUCAAUCAGUUGUAAAAAAAUAUUUUCCCAAUUUCAAUUGAAUGUUAAAAAAACAUUGUUUGGAUUUCCACCUAUGAGAGCAUCCUGUGUUUUUGUGCGGUUUGCAUCACCGAGUUCAUUUUAAAACAGAAGGUUUGGCCCUUCCUGUGGCUGAACUGUGAAUUCUUUACAGAGUUUUCAUUUCUUUCGUCUUCAGAGGUGGUGGAAGGGUUGAGGAAAGCAGUACUCACCACCUCCGUUAACCAGCUUCCUGGGGGAAACCCUGCAAACUAUUCAGAAUUUCACAAGAAAAAGACGAAGUUCGAAGAAAUCAGAGAAAAACAACAAGCAUAUGUAGCAGAAUUUCUUAUUAUUAUCGCAUUAAUUCUAAUGAGUUUCUUGUUUUUUAGGGAUGUCGCUGCACUCGGAUGCUUAAUCAUUUAGCUCGGUGAUUACUAAUUUAUUGUAACUGACAGAACCAAACUGAAAUAAACCAGAAUUGUCCUUUUUAAAAAGCUGCAUUCUGAGGUUUAAAGUACAAAACUUCAAGGUUGUACUUGAGCAUUAAAUCGAAGAGGGCUUUCAUGACUCCCAAGUAUUCUAUACUGUAUGUACAGUAUGUUCCUAUAUCACUAUGUGUACAAAUAUUUUAAGCUGUGUACAGACAGAUAUUUUGCAAGUGUGUCAGGCUCAUGCAACGUGUACUCUAAUAUCCAACAACUUCAAAUUGGAGUGUCUGUAAAUCAGUAUAUAUAAUCCUAGCCAACACCACACUAAAUAUGAAUUAUAUGCAAGUUAUACACAAGUACUACCCGACACCUAUCCUCUUUUACUCACUACGUAGUGGUACGUCGUCUAGGCAACUAAUAUCCAACUCCAGUGGCAGCCUGCAGAUAAAAAUGAAUGUUUGUCUGAAGGUUUCAGUCUUUGUAGACACUUUUUAGAUGCUUUUUUUUUCUGAUUUGACUGACGGUGCAGCAGCUGCAGCAGCACAACAACCUAAAUGUGCAGAAGCUCUGGCGAUGAUGCAACAUUGCAUCAGACACUUCAGUCAGCAUCAGAAAAUUCAAAACAACCAGAGGUGCAUUUUGGAAACUGAACUUUUCCCCAGUAGAGGAGACAUUUAAGUGCAGCAGUUGAAGAUUUCACUGAUCACACGUACUUUUUUUCUUCCAAUUCGAGGACCGAAGUCGGCUCUUUACCAAAGACAACAAAUUAUUUCCUGUAUUUUGAAGAACAGGGGACACGGUUGGAGGGUUGUUUGUUCUUUGCUUUGUGUUCUUGUCAGAAGAUGCUGCGUUGUGGUUGAUGGCUCUGGCAUGUUCACAACCACAAUCUGCUGGCCGGCAGCAGCGAUGCAGAGCGAUCACACCCUGUUCGAGCUCACGGCACACAGAUAUUCACACGGCAACACGUGCGCACAUACACGAGCUGCGCUGAGGUCAAGCAUAAACGCGUCAGAAUCGCUACUUUUAGGUUUUAUUUCCUAGUCUUUUCUGUGUCCACCAACUGAACCUCAAAAUCGGAACUCAUCGCGCCAGUUUUUCCUCACUUUUCUCGUGUCUGAACAGCAAACUGACUCCUUGGUUCACUCAGGAGACAAAAAGAAAAGAUCAGAUCUGCCAGCAUUAGAUUAAAAACUAAACUCGUCCGUCAAAAGGUUUCCCUCAGAUUUACUCAGGAUACAAACGGCUAGCUCCAACAAAGAAUACUUUAACAAACACACACUUUUCAUUCCUGUAUAGCUCCACUCUCCUGUAAGUAACUACAUGAGUCAGGUUGUUUUUUUUUCCUGGGUAACCUUAAAGCGCACACGGAGACCUCAGCACUAAUGAACUCUCCACAACACUAAUGAGAAGUAAUGUCUGUGUUUUUAAAGCAGUGUGCGCUGGGACAACACUGCUGGCAUUUUGGGGACGUUGUGUGAAAAGCUAAGAAACGAAAACGACCACAGAGUUAUAUAAAGAGUCACUCUUCUUUUUUUCCUUCUCCGUCUGUCUGUAAAUAUUCUAAUAAACUGGAACUUGCACUGAAAA